UCACAGUGUCCGCCGUUCGACGCGUACGAUCGAUAUUCGGUCGUUGCAUCGAUUUUAAUCGGCUGCUUCGCGCCAUGGGCAAUGCGACUGCUGCUGCGAACGUUAACGGCAAUCCUCUGGUAACGAUUCCACUGAGUCAGUACCUCGAAGUAUCCUUGUUCGGGGAUCUGCAUAAUUGUACUACAUGUAAGCGAUCACCGAGGUCCAUCCCCCGCCUGCUCGCCGCCGCCCAUCCUCCAGGUCUUCCUUUUGCCUCCUUUGGCUCGGCCGCAGCCUCGGGACCCGAAGAAUUAUGUAACCGCUCGCCGAGAAGCCGCCGACCACUGAACCCGCGCCCGCCCGGCUCGGAAUGCGGGAUUUCUUCGCAGUUUUCGGCGAGACGUGUUUGGCUUUGGAAUUUACGCUUUGAUAGAUUACGGAGAAAAAUGGCGUACUAAAUUUUCGUCGCUGUAUCCUGGUAGUUGGACAAAGGUAGACCUCGCUUUCGGACGGGCAGGCGUCCCGUAAAAUUGCCGGGCUUUUCAGCAGGGUGGUAAUUAACGUUUCCGGCAGGAUGAUGUUGAAAAUCCGCGAUGUUAAGAAUUCCACUACGAAUGAAUGUUUAACGGCGAGCGGACGGUCGCGUUUACCUUCGCGAUUAUCCGUGAUAAUAAUUAACGACGCGUAUUUUAAUAAAUCGUUAUUAUUGUUAUUGCGAAUGCAGUCGCGAUAAUCAAGGGAAAUCAUUACGGAAUGCAAUCCGGUUAUAAUAAUAAAAGCUCCUGUAUAUACAAUAAUGACAGGAAUAAUAAAAUAGGACACGAAACACGCGGAUUGCACACGUAAAUGUCCAUUAUUUUCGUUCAAAUUAACCCAUAUCCGAAGAUGAACAAGUGAUACUAUCUUUUCGCAACUCGUGAAAUUUGUUCGUACAUCUUUUGAUGUAAAUACUUUAAAUAAUAAUAAAUAAUUCAAAACAUGAAAACAUUUCUUUUGAUUUACAGUUAAACUUUUCGAUAUGUUUCUGUAAAGUUCUUUAUUUUAAAAAAAUUUUAACAUGUAAUUAAUUUAUAAUAUAUGUAGCUAAAUGAACAUAUUUAAGUAUUCGAGAGCUUGUAAAUUACAAUUGAAUAUUCCCAAUGUACUUAUAUUUCGACUAAACGGUUAAUUAGGCCUAUUUUUAACAACACACGGUGUACAUAUUACAUAUAUA
Wasmannia auropunctata (little fire ant) is the source of this 1192-nucleotide messenger RNA. RefSeq lists its product as uncharacterized. The record is from RefSeq and is a predicted model, not a curated record. Bases 75 to 437 code for a protein of 120 amino acids. The transcript has 3 exons. Lineage: Eukaryota; Metazoa; Arthropoda; Insecta; Hymenoptera; Formicidae.